UUUGAUUUGUCAGAAGAAUGUUUACUUAGAGUUUUGCACUGACCUAUUAAGCUCAGAAGAGAGGAGAAACUCAACUGAAAGGCAGACAAUGAGGUUUUUGGUAGCUAGGGAUUCCAUUUCAGUCUCUUCCUCUGCUGCUUUGACCCUUCAUUUUCUCCCAGCUUCUUCUCCUCCGAUCAUUAAUUGUUUUCCUAAUUAAUCAAAAAUAGAGAGAGAGAGAGAGGUUAGAGAUGACGUGUCGUAGUCACAGAUAUAAAAGGGUACGAGAAAACGUCUCAUCCUUCUCCUUCUCUCUCUCUUUGAUCUUUCCCUCUUCUCUCCUUCAAAUCCGUUCUUCCUUGAGAUCAUUUUCCUUUCUCUAUUACAAACUUUUGUUUCAUUUUUCAAUUACUCCCUUCUCUCCCCUCUUGUCUCUUCUCUCAUCAGAAUGAACGGCAAGGCCUCUGUUUCCAAGGAGCUCAACGCCAAGCAUUCCAAGAUAUUGGAAGCACUUUUAAAGCAUCCAGACAAUCGAGAAUGUGCAGAUUGUCGAUCAAAGGCACCAAGAUGGGCAAGUGUGAACCUUGGGAUAUUCAUAUGCAUGCAAUGUUCUGGAAUCCAUCGCAGCCUUGGUGUCCACAUCUCUCAGGUAAGGUCUAUAACCCUGGAUACAUGGCUUCCAGAUCAGGUUGCUUUCAUGCAAUCUACCGGUAAUGCUAAGGCAAAUCAGUACUGGGAAUCAGAAUUGCCUCUUCAUUUCGAGAGAAGCUCAAGCGACGCAUUUAUAAGAGCCAAAUACGAUGAGAAGAAAUGGGUUUCACCGGGAGGGAUUCAACCGGCUCCUGUAGCUAACCAGCCAAGCUCCAAAGUUAGUCACUUGGUAGAGAGAGGACAUAAGCCAGAAACUCCAACGAAAACAAGAACUCGUUCCCUUGAUGAAGAGUUCCUUCUUAAGCAUGUUCUUGAAGUUACACCACCAGAAACAAGAAUCCGUGCGGGUUCGGUGGAUAUGAAGAUGAAGGAGAAUUUAUAUGUUCUACCUCUACCAGUGGGGAUAGAUGUUAAGAAACCAAAUCAAAAGAAUGAUAUUUUCUCCGGAGAUUUGUAUCAGAAUAGAAGGACCACCAUAGCACCACCCUCCAGCUGGGCUACUUUCGACUGUAAGGCUUAA
Raphanus sativus (radish) is the source of this 1150-nucleotide messenger RNA. RefSeq names its product probable ADP-ribosylation factor GTPase-activating protein AGD15. The record is from RefSeq and is a predicted model, not a curated record. Bases 428 to 1150 code for a protein of 240 amino acids. The transcript is spliced from 7 exons. Gene Ontology annotation, molecular function: GTPase activator activity. NCBI's taxonomy places the organism in Eukaryota, Viridiplantae, Streptophyta, Magnoliopsida, Brassicales, Brassicaceae.